CGGACAGAUAAAAAAACUCACACUAUUUCUAGGUCCCUGAGUUUAAGAUAAAAAAACAUCAGUAAAUAUAUGCAUGGCCUUUAUCAGACGUACUUUAAAAAAAUUUUACCCAAGAAAUUUCAAGUUUCAUCAACUUCGAUUUCUCAAUGACGAUUAUGUGAAGAUUGUCGAAGUUGGACCAAGAGAUGGCUUGCAAAAUGAGAAGGCUAUAAUCAGCACAGAUGUUAAAGUGGAAUUUAUAAAUAAACUUUCGAACACUGGGUUGUCUGUAAUAGAGGCAACUAGUUUUGUUUCGCCAAAAUGGGUCCCUCAGUUUGCUGACAACAAAGAAAUUAUGAGCAAAAUCGAAAGAAAGAAGAACGUAUCAUAUCCAGUCUUGGUACCAAAUAUAAAAGGUUUUCAGUCUGCGGUAGAAGUUGAUGUGAAAGAGAUUGCAAUAUUUGGUGCUGCAUCUGAAGUGUUUACCAAAAAGAACAUCAACUGUACAAUCGAAGAAAGUUUAAGACGAUUCAAAGACGUUUGUGUAGCGGCACAAAACAAAAACAUCAAAAUUAGAGGAUAUGUGUCAUGUGUGGUGGGUUGUCCGUAUGAAGGUGAUGUCGAUUCUUCUGUCGUGUUGAAGAUAGCAAAAGAGCUUUUAAAAAUGGGUUGUUAUGAAAUUUCUCUUGGUGACACUGUAGGGAUAGGCACCUCAGAAUCUACUGCAAAAAUGCUGAAAUGCGUAUUAGAAGCAAUUCCAUCCGAGAAACUAGCCAUUCAUUGUCACGAUACCUAUGGAAGAGCCUUAUCAAAUAUUGAAACGGCUUUAGAAAUGGGGUUAAGAGUAGUGGACAGUUCUGUGUAUGGUCUUGGUGGCUGUCCGUACGCAAAAGGUGCAUCUGGUAACGUUGCAACUGAAAAAGUGGUGCAGUAUCUUCAUACAAAUGGAAUGGAAACCGGUGUUGAUAUGAACCUCAUAACGAAUGUAGGUAAAUGGAUAUCUCAAUAUGUCAGUAAACAUGACUGACAAUGACAAAUUGGCAUUGUCUCUUCCAGAUAAGACGUAACGAUAUUCAAAGAUGCAGAUACCAUAAAUAAUUAUAAAUGAAGACAGCACAAAUAAACAUUACAAAAAUGCAUCUUUUGUAGUUUUUUAUUGGCUUCGAUGUUUUUAAAUCUGUCUUUUCAGUUAUGAGCAUGCCCAGUAUUGUGGCAACGUUAUUGAGACUACUAGUGACAUCACUUAAACACACACAAUCAGACUUCCGUGUUCAAGUACAGUGGAAUCUCUCUAAAGCGGACACUAUUGGUACAAAAAAAGUGUCCGUCUUAUAGAGGUGUCCGCUUUAUAGAGAUUGUAUCCAAAAAUCACUUUCAGAGCAAAAUUUUGCCUAAUACAUGACAUUUUUUGUUUAUAUACGUUUUUUCUCUGUUCUAUUCAUUUUAAAUCAAGAAAACGAGACAUAUAAUUUGAUUAAUAUGAACUUGUAUUAUUUAUACGCUCUACUGUUAUACAAACAAAAAAAAUAUCAACUAACAAA
Hydractinia symbiolongicarpus is the source of this 1520-nucleotide messenger RNA. Its product is annotated as hydroxymethylglutaryl-CoA lyase, mitochondrial-like. The record is from RefSeq and is a predicted model, not a curated record. NCBI's taxonomy places the organism in Eukaryota, Metazoa, Cnidaria, Hydrozoa, Anthoathecata, Hydractiniidae. Gene Ontology annotation, molecular function: hydroxymethylglutaryl-CoA lyase activity. Gene Ontology annotation, biological process: ketone body biosynthetic process; L-leucine catabolic process. The coding region runs from base 74 to 1006 and encodes 310 amino acids. The transcript has 11 exons.